Caenorhabditis auriculariae is the source of this 372-nucleotide messenger RNA. Lineage: Eukaryota; Metazoa; Nematoda; Chromadorea; Rhabditida; Rhabditidae. The record is from the annotation of a GenBank genome assembly.
AUGGGCACAGGAUACAGCAGAGAGACGGCCGCAAGACGGUGUGUAAUGCCUCAGAGGUUCGCCCCGAGCCUCUAUACCCCGAAAUACGAAAAGCGAGGCGGAUUUUUGUGGCGCGCCCCCUCAAGCUUUCUCUCUCUCUCAUUCGCCGCUGCCGAUCGGGAUGAGAGAAAGAAAGGCAAAAACCGCCACCGACACCACAACCGUUUCCUCUCCCCAACUUCUGUGAUCUAUCUUUCGGAGGCUCUUAGUGAGAAACGACGACCGAGGAGAUCAUCCCCCACCAGGCAGUUCCUUGAUACAAACACCAUGGACGGAGGGGCAGAGGUGAUACUUCGAGUAGAACUUCAACUGGAAAUCAGAUCGGGGGCUUGA